This is a messenger RNA of Eimeria acervulina, 549 nucleotides long. RefSeq lists its product as hypothetical. Lineage: Eukaryota; Apicomplexa; Conoidasida; Eucoccidiorida; Eimeriidae. The coding region runs from base 1 to 549 and encodes 182 amino acids. The record is from RefSeq and is a predicted model, not a curated record. The transcript has a single exon.
AUGGCAGCACCACCACUAUCCGUAGCAGUAACAGCAGCAGCAGCAACAGCAGCAUCACUAGCAGCAGCAGCAACAGCAGCAUCACUAGCAGCAGCAGCAACAGCAGCAUCACUAGCAGCAGCAGCAACAGCAGCAUCACUAGCAGCAGAAGCAACAGCAGCAUCACUAGCAGCAGAAGCAACAGCAGCAUCACUAGCAGCAGCAGUGACAGCAGCAGCAGCAACAGCAGCAUCAUUAGCAGCAGCAAUAACAGCAGCAGCAUCACUAGCAGCAGCAGUGACAGCAGCAGCAGCAACAGCAGCAGCAUCACUAGCAGCAGCAGUAACAGCAGCAGCAGCAACAGCAGCAUCACUAACAGCAGCAUUAACAGCAGCAGCAUCACUAGCAGCAGAAGUAACAGCAACAGCAACAGCAGCAACAGCAGCAGCAGCAGCAGCAAACACCUUACGGGGUAGGCUGCAGCAAAGGAGAGUCAAAAAGCCGACAGCGCAGACAAACAAGAGAGCCAUGAAGGAGAAUUUCAGUGCAAUUAUUCUUUUGCUUUCUUGA